AUGGAGGAUGUCGAAAAUAAAAAUUACUUGUUGAAAGAAGCAAGUAGCCAAUUCGGACAGGCCGUGGAAAAAACAUUGUUUCGUCCACAAAAUAUUUUUCAUUUGGCUUCGAAGUCUGGCAAGCUAACUUUAGAGCAUUUUAAAACGUGGUUGAAGGAUGUCCUCUACCCUAACAUUGGUCAACAAAGCGUUCUUCUGCUUGACUCCUGGAGCGGACACUGCAACGAUACAAUUGAAAAAACGAAACCUGCCGACAAAAACAUUGUGGCAAUGAUGAUACCAAAGGGAACUACUGGUCGAAUCCAACCUUUAGAUGUCUAUGGUUUUCGAGUAUGGAAGAAUUUUGUGAGGCAUUUUUCUGAUAUUGUCCUUUUACAUAAUUAUGACGUUAACCUUCAUUUACGGAAUGAUAUCAUAAAAUUGCAAUCACUUCGGCAAUGA
Molecule: messenger RNA, 441 nt
Organism: Orussus abietinus
Lineage: Eukaryota; Metazoa; Arthropoda; Insecta; Hymenoptera; Orussidae
Exons: 4
Coding region: 1-441 (146 amino acids)
Molecular function (GO): nucleic acid binding
Source: RefSeq, a predicted model, not a curated record